AUGCGUUACUCCAUCCUCGCUGUCGUUGUUGCCACCGCUUCCCUGGUGGCCGCCAAACCGACACCCGCGCCCAAGUGCGGCACCUGCAACCCUAUCUCAGGGCAGAACAGCUGCGACAUCACGACCUCGUGUAUCAACACGGGCUCGACCUUCCACUGCGCCUGCCGUGCUGGCUACAAGGCGUCGCAGCAUAACGGCGACCUGAACAGCCAGUUCCGUCUGCCAAUGCCGAACUAUGAGUUCCUUGUCUUCGUGCCUGAGAACACUGCUUGCGACACCCUGUGUGACAAUCCUUUCUCUGCUCCCUCUGAGCUGUGCAAGGAGGUCAAGCUUCAGAAUAAGUGCGUGGUCUAG
Messenger RNA from Penicillium bovifimosum, 354 nucleotides. RefSeq names its product putative adhesin. The coding region runs from base 1 to 354 and encodes 117 amino acids. The record is from RefSeq and is a predicted model, not a curated record. The transcript has a single exon. Lineage: Eukaryota; Fungi; Ascomycota; Eurotiomycetes; Eurotiales; Aspergillaceae.